AUGCCGAAGGAGCCGCGGGCGGUGCCCAUGGGCAUAAUCAGCGCUGAGCCCAUCCACGCUGCAUCCCGCAAGAUCAAGUUCGGCACUAAGGCCAUUACAUUAGGCAAGUCAACCUCACAAGGGCACAAGCGCGGCACAGCGGCUAGGGGUCUCAAGGAGAAGAGGGCGAGCUCUGGUGUCAAGACUGGCGGCAGCCAGUCCGGUAUCGUCUUCAACAAAGGCUUCGGCCAGCACAUCCUCAAGAACCCACUUGUCAUCGCCGCCAUCGUCGAAAAGGCUGCCAUCAAGCCCACCGACAUCGUCAUCGAGAUCGGCCCCGGCACGGGCAACUUGACAGAGAAGUUGCUGCAGACGGCGAAAAAGGUGAUCGCCUUCGAGAUUGACCCGCGCAUGAUGGCGGAGCUGAACAAGCGCUUCCAGAACACUCCGUUGGCCUCGAAGCUGCAGAUUAUCCGCGGCAACUGCCUUGAGCAGGACUUCCCGUACUUUGACAAGUGUGUGGCGAACGUGCCGUAUGCAAUUUCGUCGGCACUGGUGUUCAAGCUGCUCAAGACGCCGACAUUCAAGUGUGCCGUGCUCAUGUUUCAACGUGAAUUCGCCCUGCGCGUCUGCGCACAGCCCGGGUCAGAGGCCUACUGUCGACUUUCUGUGAACUCGCAGCUGCUCGCCCGCUGCAGCCACCUCAUGAAGAUCAGCAAGAACAGCUUCAACCCUCCGCCGAAGGUCGAGUCGAGCGUCAUUCGACUCGACCCCAAGCACCCACCGCCUGAUGUGGAUUUCGAGGAGUGGGACGGGCUCGUGAAAAUGCUCUUCAGCCGCAAGAACAAGAAGUCCUCGUCGAUAUUUCGCACCAAGGCGGCUGUGCAGGCCCUGUACGACAAGUACGUGAGCUACCGAAAGAUGGAGGGCGGUCAGCCCGUCGGAACCGCCACGUCCGGUGCAAAGCCCCUGACGUGCAGUAGCAGCUCGGAUGCGGGCUCGUCCAUGUCGCUCGAGCAGUUCCGCGUGCUACUGGACUCGGUGAUUGCGGACCCCAUGUUCGAAAAACGCAGUCGCAUGCUCGACGAGGAGGCACUGAUGACUAUGCUGGCCCACUUCAUCAAGCACGGCAUUCACUUCAUCUAA
Leishmania mexicana MHOM/GT/2001/U1103 is the source of this 1125-nucleotide messenger RNA. RefSeq names its product ribosomal RNA adenine dimethylase family protein,putative. NCBI's taxonomy places the organism in Eukaryota, Euglenozoa, Kinetoplastea, Trypanosomatida, Trypanosomatidae. Gene Ontology annotation, cellular component: mitochondrial matrix. The record is from RefSeq and is a predicted model, not a curated record. Gene Ontology annotation, biological process: rRNA methylation. The coding region runs from base 1 to 1125 and encodes 374 amino acids. The transcript has a single exon. Gene Ontology annotation, molecular function: rRNA (adenine-N6,N6-)-dimethyltransferase activity.